AUGCUUUAUGGGCUGCAAGACAAAGAUGGCAGCUAGAUGCGGCCAGAGUGGAGGAGUUUUGACCGCAAAACUAUGCCUUUUUCUGAGAGUGGAGAAUGCGCAUACUUUUGCGAAUUAGUCAGAAAAUGUCUCCCUUGUCGAUUUGUGAAGUUAAGUGACUAGCCCAAAAUUCCUGGCUUUCAGGAGUUAGUUUGAAUUGAAAAUAUGUCGGACAACAAUUACAAAAGUCUUUUACAAAUUCACUGCCAAAAAGCUAAGGUCCAACUUCCUCAAUACAGCUGUGCGCAGAGGGUGCAGGGUUUCAGUCCAGUUUUCGUGGCUAAUUUGACCGUUUUGGGGCGGACUUUUACCAGUGAAGCUGAGUUUAGUAGCAAGAAACAAGCAGAAAAAAAUGCGGCUAAAGUAGCUUUGCGCGAGUUAGGGCUGCUUGAUACAGGUGAGCCUAAUGCAUCACAAGAUGACCGGAAACAGACGCCUCUGGCUACUAAUGACGGUUCUGAUGGUCCACACUCGAAUCCCGUAUCAACAUCAACAGCAGCUGAAUCACAAGAAGACACACAGCCACCAGCAUUAAUGUCUUCACCAGAAGUUUGUAAAACAGGUUUGGGUCAGGUUCCACCUAUUUCUCCUGUGGCAGAAGUUGUUGGAACACUUCUUCCUGUUACCUCGACUCCAGUUUCAGCAGCAAAGAAUGUUUCUUUAUCAUUCAAGAACGUCCUCCAAGAAAGAGCGCAGAAAAUGGGACUAGCUCUCCCCAAAUAUGAGACUACAAUAGAGGGCUCUGGUUUUGUCUGCACUGUGACCUUUAAUGGGCAGCAAUUUAAGAGUGACGGGAUCUCAUCUAACAAAAAACUAGCCCAACAGAAUGCAGCAUCAGUAGCCAUCAAACAGCUGAAUUCAGAGCAAGGAACAGAGGGGAGCUCUCUGUUACUUAAAACUGACGGGUCACUAGGAAUACAGAGCCCUGCAGCAAUUCCAGAAAAGUUUGAUGCCACAUUGUCUUACAAGAAUCUUUUUCAGGAGAACUGUCAGCAGAGAGGAAACAAACCACCUACAUACUCAACUUCAUGGGAUGGAUCUGGUUUUGUCAGUUUUGUUCAUUUUGGCGACAAGACAGUAUCAUCCAGUGUACCAUGCACCUCCAAAAAACAAGCGGAACAAUUGGCAGCUCGGGAGGCACUGCUGGCCAUUGGAGUUAAUGAUCCAGAGAAUGCCUUCAGGAACAAAGGAUCCAGGAAAAACAAAUCAAAAAGGACCAUUACAGCAGGGACAGGAUUUAAAAGAACCUGGGUACAUUCCCAUGGAGGACAAGGACCUCAACUUGAUGCAUGGGGAGGUACAGAUUACUUUUGGGAACAAGGUACUGCAAGCAAAAGAUUUAAAUUGGAUCCAAAUGAAUCCCCUGCAAAGAGGAAUGGGAAAUUUGAAGGAACUACAUUUGCUCUUCCAAGAGAACACAGGCAGGACUUGACAGUCGGUGAAAUCUGGAAGGAGAAGAAAAAUAUUGUCAUAGUUGGGAAUGCAGAGUCAUCAUUCAUUUUGUACUGUACAAGAGUUCCUGGAACUUGCAACAUUUUCAACACUCGCACAAUGUCACUAGUUCUGCUUGAGCCUGGUCAUCGUAUAGUAGGUCUUGAUGCUUGUUAUACUGAUCAUCAUGGUAAAGUUGCUCUUCAAGCUGAGAGGUGUGCUGAUGUUGUCAUUCCUGAAACACCAGAUCCUGUGUUGACAAGCUGUGGUGUUGUGCUUCUGUAUCAAGAUCCACAGUCAAGUUCACUCCAGGUGCUUCUGAAACGUUAUCUUUCCAGUCAAGCAUUUGUCAAUGUAGCAGCAGCAUUAGCACAGUAUUUCCGUCGCAUGGUGUCUGGCCGCCCUGUGCAGCUGGAUAUUCAAAGUUUGACAGAACACAUUGGUGGAUGGAUGUUAGAGGAGGUUCUAAGUAUUGCUGCAAUGCAUGAAGCAGCUCUUCAUCAACUGUUUUCUCACAUGUGGAAGUUUAGUAAGAGAUGGUGCUCUGUACUAAAUCCUCCUCUUCCACAAGAUCUUGAAUUACUAAAGGCUAGAGCAGAGGAUGAACUUGCCCGUCGACAGGCAAGUAAUGUUCAGCACUCGGAAGAUUUCUAUCAUCCUUGGAGUCUUCCAAAAGGAAACUUCAAACACAGAAUGCUCUCAACAGGCCUAUUUAUUGAACCAGCUGUCGACUGUGCAGUGAGGGAGCUAAAGGAAGAGACAGGAAUUAAGUUGGACAUAGAUGAAGUGAAAAACAGUCCUUGGAUUGACUUGCUACAGACUGACAAUUUUAAUCCCCAUAAAGGCGAUGUGGUGAAGUAUUUCCUGUAUGUGUAUCAGCCAGAUGCCAGCGAAGAACUGAAUAUGUCACAAGAGUCAGAUCUGGGAAAUAGCUCUACUGAGUGUGAAGCAGAGCAAAUCAAAGAUGGAGUGGAAGAUUCAUUUCCAAAGUUUCCUGCUCUCGACACAUCAUCUGAGCAAGAGAUAGUUGAGAAAAGACAGGAUGACAAAAAGGGUGAGGAGGACCUGUACGAGUUUCAAAAGGGCAUCCAAGAAGACUCUAACAGCUUGAACAGGGAGAUGGAAAAAGAUAUUGCCAAUGAACCCUUACAGUUAGACCAAAAAAAUGUUUCUGUUGACAUUGAACAGUGUACAUCUAGUAGAAUUGAAGAAGUAUUAGAAGAGAAAAGGGGCAUUAAGCGCAAGAGAGAUGAUGAUGAUGAUGAUGAUGAUGAUGAUGAUGAUGAGUAUGAGAUGAACAACAAAAGCUUACAUGGACCACAAGACACCUUCCUCUUGCCAGGAAUAUCCUCAACACCAAAUAACUGUGACAACUCACUUGGCUCUUUGACCACGCCCAUGCCUGAGGAUAAACAAGAACUGAUCACAGCAAAGUCCCCUUAUGUUCAGGGAAGUGUACAUGAGGAGUGUGCUUGGUUUACAAUUGAGGAGGCUCGCAUCAAAUCACCAGUUUUUGAACAGAUAUACCAUACAGAGCAAUUCACACAACUUCUAGCUUCCAUUUUGACAACAGAAAAGGGGUAGCUGUAUUUAUACAUCAUCUCUAGUUUCAAUGUUUUGGAAUUAAUAUAUUGAAACAAUUGUCUCAGCAUGAUUCAAUUGCUUGCAACUCAAGGCCCUGGUUUGCAUAAUUGCAACAGAUAUGGCCAACAGAAGCCAUGUGCCAUUUGUGUAAUUACAGAUUGUGCUUUGGUUCCAAACAUUAAAUUUUUGUGGAAUCAUAUCAUUAUGCAACUUGGUUAUGACUUGCAAACUCUCUCAGAGUAAUACAUGUAACUAAGAUCUGCAAGCUGAUGAUCAACUUUUUAACCAAUUAUAUUUUAUUUACCGUAUUUUUUAGUAAAAACCUGAUCUGCUAGAGGAACUUAUUUGAACUGGGUCUUUUUGCACUGAUCUGUACAUAUCUAUAUCCAUCUCUUAGGAUACACACAACAGUUGUUUAAUUGAAUAUCCACUUCACCCAAAACUUCAUGUUGUAUUUUAUAAACUGUUUUUGACACAAUAUUUGUGCUGUAGCCAUUUCCUUGUCUGCUAAUUAUAACCAUUUCACACAUAAUCAAAGCAACACAGACAUGCUUGAUGAAUACAUGUUUAUUUGUACCAAGAGUGCAGCCAUUAGCAUUCAUACCCUGACAAAAAAGGUCAAUUUCUAAACUACAACAAUUUUAAAUUACCUAUACACCACAUGUAUAUUAAAGGCAGGCUUUCCUUGAAAUCAAAUGUUACUGGAUAGUAAUAUAGUGGUGCAACUAUAUAAGAAAGUUCAAGCAACCACAGUUGAAACAACAAGGGCAAGCUGUAUCAAAAAUCAUGAUCUAUUUUGUGUAAAGGUUUUGUAAUGAUCUAGAUCUACUCUGUUCAGCCGUCUUAAGUAACUGUCAUAUUGCUGAAUAUGUAAAGGGCAAAAUCAAGCCUAAAAGAAGCCAGUGACAAUCACCACAGGAUUGUUGUUUUGAAGAGGACAAAAAAGAAAAUGUAGCAUGAUGUACAUAACAAUGUUAUUGCAACUUUCUUGUUGCCAUUACUUUUAUCAUUCACUUGAACUUCCUAUAUUUAACUACCACCACCACUGCAAACAAAAUGAUAGUGCUCAGCCAAGGUCAUUUUAGGAAACUGCCACAUUACAGACAUGUGUUACCUAAGACAAUCAUUUUUAACAAUGCAAAUAGCAGUUUGCAGAAGCAGUUUAACAGAGUGUAUUUCUAUUUAGCAGUAUGUUAUUAAAAUAUAAAUGUUGUAUCAAACAACUGAUCAAUCCAAUCUUACCAGCAGAUGUCCAAACAAAAUCUUCACUUUUUUAACUAUCCAAGCUUCUUUUGUGUUAAUGGAUUAGCCAGUUUCAGUCACAACAAGCCAAGUCAUCCAUUUUUAUUUGACUUGCGUAACAAAAGUUCAUUUGUGGAAACUGUUAAAAAAUGUUUUGGACUUAACAAGGUCCAAACAUUUUUGUCACAAAGUUGACUCCAACCCCUUGAUCUACCCACAUGUCUAUGCUGUAUUAUGAUUAAAAUAAACCUAGAUGAUUGAAGACUUACAUUUUCCAACAUAUUUCAAACACACUUUUAGGAUAGGAAACAAUUAAGCUCUAUAAAACUGUGUUCUUAUAAAAUAAAUAAAAUUGAUGGGAAAACCAGCCCUUACAACAUAUUUGAAAACAAUAUAUUUUUCAUAAUCUUUCAGUGCCACUGGUAUUAAAUUCCACUAUUUAUUAUGUGACUGAGAAAAUUACUUCACUGUGAUUGGCUGAGAGCAUACUAAUUUAUUGUUAAUCCUUAAUUUGAGCUGCAGCACAAAUAAACGCGCACAUGUUUGCAAUUUUCUCAGUCGUAUAAUAAA
Orbicella faveolata is the source of this 4866-nucleotide messenger RNA. RefSeq lists its product as uncharacterized. The record is from RefSeq and is a predicted model, not a curated record. NCBI's taxonomy places the organism in Eukaryota, Metazoa, Cnidaria, Anthozoa, Scleractinia, Merulinidae.